AUGGCAAAGACUAAGGGUGAAACCGGUUCUGGAAGCACUCAACCUCCGACAAGGAAAAAGACCACCAAACCCCGGCCUCCGACGAAACGAACCACUAGACGAACCACGUCCGAGGAAACUUCUAUCAAAGGUACUGAAGAGCCGGUCAUAGCCAGUCAGACGGAGGAGAAAGGGCUAGAAGAUGCCCCUGCAGUGGAAGAAUGUGAGGUUGAGAAGGAAACCUCGGAGGAGAUGAUCGAGGUGUCGGAAAAACCCAUGGAGGAAGAACAGCCAGCACCUACCCCACCUAUAAAAAAGCCGAGGAAAGCUAUGAAGAAAUCAACCCCCGCUCAAACAGCAAAAGAGCGAGAACCCACUACAGUUCUCCCUAGACCACCGGCGCCAUCUCUUGAAGAAGGAAAGACGGCGACAGAGUCCGAGAAAGGAGAAGAAGAGGGAGAGGAAGCCACUCACGAGACAGAAGUGGAGGCUUCCACCCCCCAAAGCAAGGUGGUGAAGAUCGGAGCAAAAAGGAAGUUGGAUGUCACCAAGCCCCCGCUGCCCACAAAGACCAAACCGGCGGCGGCCGGAAGUAAGACGAAGGGCAAGGAAGUCCAGAGCAAGGCUAGGAAGGCAACCCCUGCUGAAAAAGGAAAAGGCAAACAAGACGAGGAAGAUCCAGAGAGGACUGAGACUGUGGAUAGCUCCAGAUCAGAGGACGUCUUGGCGCCAAAGAAACCCACCUCCAGUACAGCCACUACCGCGAAACCGAAGCUUACAAAGCAAAAAGGCUUGAUACGCACCACUGCUUCAGGAGCGGUCAUACCGAGAGAUAGCCAAAGGUAUGCCGUCCUUCAGAACAGAGAAAUUACCCCAUGGUAUUUUCUAGUUAAUGAAGCUUUGGAGGAGUUGGGGAUAAAGGAAAGAGUGGAGGGUUACUUCGACGGGAUAGGUUGGAAGAAGGUGUUGGAGUGGAAUCCGAAGGCAUUCCAGAAAUUGACGGAGGAAUUCAUGGGCACUGUUGAGUUUAAGCCCAAGGGAAACUACACGAUUAAGACCCCGGGUACUUUGCGGUUCCAGUUGCAAAGUAAGAUGUUUCCGCUUUCGAUCAAUGAGCUGAACAUCCACCUCGGGGUGAUUGAAGCCAGAGAUGUUUAUGAAGAGGAGUACAGGCAAGCUAAAACCAUAGCCCCACCAGAGUGGAGAAGUCAGAUUGACCACUACUGGUCGUUGUUGUCUACCGGGACCAAGUAUGUCAAAAACAACAGCAAGUCGAACGAGAUUCGGGACCCUGCCCUGCAGAUCUGUCAUCGGUGGCUGGCCUACAAUAUUUAUGGUCGGCUGAAGGGUUCUAACGUGGUCACUCAAUAG
Molecule: messenger RNA, 1350 nt
Organism: Salvia miltiorrhiza (redroot sage)
Lineage: Eukaryota; Viridiplantae; Streptophyta; Magnoliopsida; Lamiales; Lamiaceae
Exons: 1
Coding region: 1-1350 (449 amino acids)
Source: RefSeq, a predicted model, not a curated record